Onychostruthus taczanowskii (white-rumped snowfinch) is the source of this 624-nucleotide messenger RNA. RefSeq names its product regulator of G protein signaling 13 (gene RGS13). The transcript is spliced from 7 exons. Lineage: Eukaryota; Metazoa; Chordata; Aves; Passeriformes; Passeridae. The record is from RefSeq and is a predicted model, not a curated record.
AUGGCGACAACAGGACACAACAACUUAUUCAGCAUUGUCCAGUUUACAUUGAGCUCUGAUUCCAUGUUUAGGAGAAUGAAUUCAAAUACUUGCUGGCUUUGCAAGAUAUUCAGACCAGAAGAAAAUGGGAUCAGUUCUAAGCUGUCUCUGGAGGAAGUGCUAUAGUGGUCCCAGUUUUUUGAAAAUCUGGUAACAAGGAAAUAUGGGCCUAUAAUCUGUAAGACCUACUUGCAGACAGAACACAGUGAUGAAAACAUAGAAUUGUGGCUUCCCCGUGAAGCUUAUAAGAAGACAAAAUCACAGAGGAAAAGGAUUUCCAUGGCCAGGAAGCUCUUUAUAAGUUACAUCCAACCCCAGACUCCCAAUGAGAUAAACAUUGACAGUCCUGCAAGGAAAUCAGUUAUGAGGAAUAUUCAAGAGCCAACGCAGUCCUGCUUUGAUGCAACACAGAGAAUACUCUACAGGCCCAUGGAAAGAGAUUCCCACCCAUGAUUUCUUGAAUCACAGUUCUACCAAAAGCUCAAACAUAGAAUCCAAACAAAUUGUGAACAGAGAUGUUUAUCACCAAUUACAGGCCAGAUGAGGAUGUUUGGGGACUUACAUCUUCACAGGAAAGGGAAAUGA